Molecule: messenger RNA, 948 nt
Organism: Fusarium proliferatum ET1
Lineage: Eukaryota; Fungi; Ascomycota; Sordariomycetes; Hypocreales; Nectriaceae
Exons: 1
Coding region: 1-948 (315 amino acids)
Source: RefSeq, a predicted model, not a curated record
AUGUCUUCUUCGUCUCAUGAUCUCGAGACCAUUUCGUCUUUGUCCCCCUCCACCUCAGCUACGACCGACUUUAAUUCUUUACCAACAGAACUUCGUCUCAAGAUAUGGUCACGAGCCAGUGAGCCCCGUAUCGUUCUAUAUGGUGAUCUGGUUCAAAAGAGCCGGUCUUAUCCCUUGCCUACCGUUACUCAACUCACUGCGGAAGCGCGAGAUGAAACCCGCGUGGGGUACGAACCAAUUGGUAAUGGAUCAUACUUCGACUUCUCCAGGGACAUCCUCCUCUGUGACCACAGGAUCUCAGAUCAGGUGACCGACCAGUACCUAGAUGGUCUUGCCCCGCGGAUACAGCGUCUUGUCUUCUGGGACUGCUUCCCUGAUGAUGGACGGGUGGAGGGACCCUAUCACUACUCUGUCUAUCUAUCGGCGUGUUACCGGCAGCCAGAUUUUGGGAAAAUCGAGUUCGACAGGUUUUGGUUUCCUAACGUGGAUGAUAUGUGGAUUGUCAAGGUGGGGGAAAUCGACCCAGCGUGGAUGGUCCAGGUGAACCCAGAAUUGCCAUACAGAAGGCGACUUCAACAGUUGGCGAAGCAGUUCAGAUACUGGGUGGACGAGAACAUCAUUGAGAUGGCACCCCUGGACCUGAGUGAGCCAGAAGCACAGGCUGUCUUGAAAGAUGGCCGUUGCGGAAAAGAGGACUGCCACGAACUCAACAGACAGCGCAGUAUCAUGCUGUCCAAGGUUGCCUUCCUCGACGGUAGAUACAGGGCCCCUAAUGACGGACAGAAAUGGAUCCGAAUCAUUUCAUGGCAAGCUGGUGAAGAGAAAGUCGUCUACGAAAACAGAAUGAGAUGGGUGGUUGUUGAGAGAAUUCUGACGUUUGAUUUGCAACGAGAUGGAUGGAGCGAAUCUGGAGUGGAAGUGAGACGACGUAGCAUUCAAGGUAAUUGA